UCAGGUACAGUAGAGCGCGACACAGAUGAGCCACGUUGACAGAGUACAUAUUUUAGGUGUUUCUGUUAAAAGGUUGCUUUAUUUGUCGGUCUGUCGGUCAACUUCGCGGCGACUUCAGGAUAUAUUUGUAAGUUUACCUACUGUAUAACAAUAUGGCUGCUGCCAAUGUCGUUCGCUUCGCUUAAUACGGAAGUAGGGUGUUUGUUUACUACUACAUCACAACGUACGUGGCUGCCAGAAGGAUAUAGGCUGCAAACCAUUUGUUAGACCUCGUCGUUAUCACCUGUCUAUGUUGAGAGAUAAUUAAUUCAUCCAUAAAGUUUUGCUCUAAACACACACCGGUACAAUGAGUGUGGGUUUCAUUGGAGCAGGCCAGCUGACCCACGCUCUGGUCAGAGGCUUCUCAGCUGCAGGCGUGAUUGCCACCCACAGAAUCACAGCCAGUUCCCCAGACACAGAUCUCCCCACAGUACAGGGACUAAGGAAAUUGGGUGUCAAUUUCACAACAAGCAACAAAGAGACAGUGAGCAAGAGCGAUGUUCUCUUCCUGGCCGUGAAGCCCCACAUCAUCCCUUUUGUACUGGAUGAGAUAGGACCAGACAUUGAAGAUCGUCAUCUUAUUGUGUCCUGUGCGGCAGGUGUCACCAUCAGCUCUAUAGAGAAGAAGCUGCAGCUGUAUCGUGAUUUUCCCAAGGUAAUGCGGUGCAUGACAAACACUCCGGUGGUGGUGCGUGAGGGGGCCACCGUGUACGCCACAGGCACCCAUGCAAAAGUAGAGGAUGGACAGCUUCUGGAGCUGCUGAUGGCCAGUGUAGGAUACUGCACUGAGGUAGAGGAGGAUCUGAUCGAUGCCGUCACCGGUCUCAGCGGCAGUGGUCCUGCUUACGCAUUUACGGCUGUAGAUGCUCUUGCUGAUGGUGGAGUGAAAAUGGGCCUUCCCAGGAGACUGGCUGUACGCCUCGGAGCCCAAGCCUUGCUGGGGGCUGCUAAAAUGCUGUUAGACUCAGAUCAACACCCUGGCCAGCUCAAGGACAAUGUGUGUUCACCAGGGGGCGCCACCAUCCAUGCCCUGCACGUCAUGGAGAGUGGUGGCUUCCGCAGCCUCCUCAUCAACGCUGUAGAGGCAUCCUGUGUUAGGACUAGGGAACUUCAGUUUUUGGCUGACCAAGAGAAAAUCUCCUCAGCUGCCAUUAAGAAGACAACUCUGGACCAAGUGUUGCAGCAGCCAGGAUUGAUUCCAGAGGGUGUCGAAGUCAAAUCUCAUGGGAUCAGUAUGUUCCACAACAGUAAGCCCAGGACCAGAAAGAAGUGAUUUAUUGUCAAGCUUUGAAACGGUACAUUUGAUAUGCUCUGCAUUUUAUGCUGUGAAUUAACCACUACUGGCAGAUGUUGUGGGAACAAAAGAUAACCUUUGGGUUAUGUUUUUAUAAUAAAACAUCAAUAUUUGGGAUGAUGCUGUAAAAA
Gymnodraco acuticeps is the source of this 1464-nucleotide messenger RNA. RefSeq names its product pyrroline-5-carboxylate reductase 1a (gene pycr1a). The coding region runs from base 347 to 1312 and encodes 321 amino acids. The record is from RefSeq and is a predicted model, not a curated record. Gene Ontology annotation, biological process: L-proline biosynthetic process. Lineage: Eukaryota; Metazoa; Chordata; Actinopteri; Perciformes; Bathydraconidae. Gene Ontology annotation, molecular function: pyrroline-5-carboxylate reductase activity. The transcript has 7 exons.